This is a messenger RNA of Phoenix dactylifera (date palm), 5679 nucleotides long. RefSeq names its product ARM repeat superfamily protein (gene RST1). The record is from RefSeq and is a predicted model, not a curated record. Gene Ontology annotation, biological process: regulation of post-transcriptional gene silencing. Lineage: Eukaryota; Viridiplantae; Streptophyta; Magnoliopsida; Arecales; Arecaceae.
CUACCUCCCGAGGCGAGAGAGCGAGCGGGAGAGCGGGAAUGGAGUCCUAUUACGCUCCUCUUCUCGAGAAAACCCGUGUCCCGCAGCCCUCCUUCCAGCGCCUGGCGGUUGUCUCCAUCUUCCAGAAGCUUCGCGCGGCCCCUACUCCCCUCGGCCUGGACUCCGGGCCUGGCCACCAUGCCCUCUCCCACUGCCUCCACUCCCCUUCCGCCGCCGUCGCCGACCAGGCCGUCCGGGAGCUUUGCCUCCUCGUCCGCGACGGCCACCUCACUGCCUCCGCCGGCCUCGUCGAGCUCCAGUCCGGCCUCGAAGGCUGCGAUCCACGGUUCGCCACCGUCUUCAUCAAGGGGAUCGGCUUCUUGGUCCGCUUCGCGUUCAAGAGCGAUCCCUCGUGGGGCCGCCGCUUCGAUCCCGUCGAGCUCCAUCCCUUCGUCAAGGUUCUUUCAUGUCAGGCAGAGGUGCAGGCAGAGCUCAUACAGCAAGUUAUGUUGUUCAUCGCACAGAAUAAGUCCGUUGGGAUGGAGGACGUCUCGAGGUUCUUGAGGCCAUUUCUCACAUACUCUGUUCUACGAAAACAAUCCUCAUCUUUUGCGAGGGAUUUGAUAUCGUCGAUCGCAUCAUUGUCUUGCUCGUUUCUGUCUGAAGCUGCUUGCAUUAUGAAGCUUCUCACAGGAUGCCUAAAAUACUUCCCCUGCAGUAAUGAAGAGGAUUUUAAGUACCUCAUUGCUUGUGCUGAGUAUUUGGUGGAUGCAUUCAUGGUGCUCUUGAAGAAAAUAAUUUCUACUAAAAUGGUAGCAACGGAUGCCCAAGCAUGCACUGUUGAACUAUUGGAGACUCUCCUUUCACUAUGUACCGGUCAGCAUAAACUUCAGGGAAAAACUGAGAUUAUUCUCGAGUUGUCAAAGCGUUUGUUGGUGUCACAGAAAGAGAUUGGCUUACACUAUUUGCCCGAGUUUGUGAUGGGUACUGUCUCAAUUUCUAUUAUCCUUACGCAGGUGGAGUUUGAACAUGAACAACUCUCUAUUUUGAAGCUUCUAAAUUUCUUAAUCGAGUGGAAAACUGAAAAUGAAUUUAAUAUAAAAAGAACUGCAUAUUACAUUAGCGAAGAGCUUCUGUGUGUCUUUCCUGUUAUCAACCUUGUAUCAUCUCCUUCAAAAUCUGUGAAAGCUGCAGCAACUUGUAUACUUUCGAAAAUGGACAGGCUUGUAUUAGAUUUACCAGUUACUCCGGGAAAAGCGCUGAUUACUGAUGCUAUAUUUCCAUCUAUAAGCACGCCAGAGUCUAUUAUUUUCAAGCUUCUGCAUCAUCUUUGGUUCAAGGAGCAAUCUUCUAAUCAACAUUCCUUUUUCAUACGAAAUACUGGAAAUGAUGCAUCUGCUGUCAGCGAGAUAUAUGAGGAAACAAAAUGUUGGACAUCUCAUCUAAAGAAGUACUUAUCAACUCUUGAAAAGCAGAAGAUGGCAUUGCCUGCCCAACCACCAGAAAAUCCUCUAGCAGGAAUAUCAUGGUUACUGGGCUCCAUAACAACCACUUUAGUUAUGCAUCCGAAACAUCACGCCUCUGCUGUUGAUUCUUUGGCUGCUGUUGGUAAAAUGGACCCUAAAUUGGGAAUGCCAUUGUUGCUAAGCAUUCUCUUCUACAACAAAAUUCUCUGCAGUAGUGGGAGUGACUCACCAAAUAUAUUACUCAAACUGUUGGAAAUGCUUCCAUCACUCGCUUUGCAUUCUAUCAUGGUACCAAUCAUUAUGCAGACUAUUUUGCCAAUGCUUCACAGAGAUGCAAAACCAGUGUUAUAUGCUACAGCUAUCCGUUUGCUUUGUAAGACAUGGAUUGUUACAGAUCGGGCCUUUGGAACUUUGCAAGGAGUCUUGGAUCCUGAAGCAUUUUCUUUUUUUACCUCUGAGAGAGAAAUUUGUAUUAGUGUUGCUGCUUCAAUACGCGAUGUUUGCAGGCACAAUCCUGAUAGGGGUGUUGACCUUAUACUAUCUGUGUCGUCAUGUAUCGAGAGCAGAGAUCCGAUUGUACAAGCUCUUGGUCUUGAAAGCCUUGCCCAUCUUUGCAAGGAAGAUGUAGUUGAUUUUUACACAGCCUGGAAUGUUAUUUCGAAGCAUAUGCUUGAUCAUUCUGUUGAUCCUAUUGUUGCGCAUGGCUUGUGCACCUUGUUAAGAUGGGGUGCGAUGGAUGCAGAAGCUUACCCUGAAGCUGCAAAAACUGUUGUGCAGAUUUUGUGGGAAGUUGGAACAUCUAGGAGCUGUAUUUUGGAAUCUUUAUGGGUGAAAGCACGGGUUGCUGCCUUUAAGUCCUUGUCCCAUUAUGAGGUUGCACAAAUUCAGGACAAGAUUUCUGAUUUUAAGAGAAGAAAUUUUCAGUGUCUCGUUUCUGAAGAUAAUGUGGAAGUACUCAAGGCCAAGGAGGAAUUCCAAGUCAAGAUUAUCAAAUUUGAACACAUAACUCGACGUAGAUUUCAUAAGGAGAAAAGAGUCAUGGUGCACAAGGUUGAAAAAUUAUUGGAUGCCUUUCCUCUGGCUAUGUUUUCUCCAGGGGAACAAAAACAUGUUGAGUUACCUGGUGCAGCUCUGCUAUCUCUUGUUUUCACUUCUAAGGAUCCCAUUGGCAAUGGGACAUCAAAGGAUUUUCGCAAACUACAUUCUGUUUAUGAAAAGACACUGUUGGAAAUAGCUGAGUCCCUUCAUACAUCGAGAAAUAUAUUGUUUGCACUUCUUGCACUGCAAUCGUGGAAACCUUUCAUUCACCAUUGGAUGGGGGCAGUGGCUAUUCAUACUGAUGCUAAAGGUUCUUCUGAUGGAUUGGAUAAAAGUUCAAGGGCUGCCAGCGAUAUCUUCAAGACAAUGUGUAAAGUUGCCGCAGAUUCUGUUCCUCGAGUUGCAGUAAACAUAGCCUUUGCUAUUGGUGCACUAUGCAUGGUUGUGCCUUCAUCAGCCCAUGCAGUAAUCUCUUCAGCAUCAAACGUUCUUCUGAAAUGGUUGUUUGAGUAUGAACAUGAACACCAACAAUGGUCAGCAGCCCUUUCAUUGGGACUGGUUUCUAAUUGUCUUCAUGCAACAGAUAGAAGGCAAAAGUUUGAAGUCAUAAAUGGACUACUUCAGGUAAUCUGUAACAGCAAGAGCCCUUUUGUGAAAGGAGCUUGUGGAGUGGGUCUUGGUUUUGCUUGUCAGGACCUUCUUACGAGGGCUGGAAUUUCUGAUGAUUCAGAAUUUGAAGGAAGUACUAGGCUUACAGAAACUACAUUGCUUCAUGAUAUUGUUAGCACCUUGUCUCGGAUGAUAUGCCAGCUAUGCCCUUCUACAUCUGUUUCAUUUAAGAGCCUCAAUGAUAGCUUUCCACUGACUGGAUAUGGAGCAAGCACUUCAGACUUGCCCCUUGAAAACUGUGAUAACUUGGAGGAAGAUGCUUGGGGUCUUGCAGGGCUUGUACUGGGUUUGGGAAAUUGUGUGGUUGCACUAUAUAGAUUUGGAGCUCAUGAUGCUGUUCUUAAAAUAAAAAAUAUGUUAGUUUCAUGGAUCUUGCAUGUUAAUUCCCCUACCUAUAGUUCCCUAGUUUGCAAUGAACUGGCUGAGAUACCACUUUGUAUGGGCUCAUGUCUUGCACUUCCCAAAGUUGUGGGUUUUUGCCAGAGAGUUGAAUUAGUCGACAAUAAUUUAGAUACACUCUUCAAUCUUUACACUUCAUUAAUUUCUGAUCUUCUAAACUUAAAAAAAUCUGGAACUCUUUAUCAGAAUCUGUUGAUGACAACCUCUGUUGGUGCUGGAUCCUUACUUUCUUGCAUCCUGAAUGAUGGGGUGCACUCUAUGAGAUUUGAUGAUGUAAAGCAUCUUCUGGAAAUUCUAAGAAACACUUACACUCACCCAUAUCCUCCUCCUGUCCACUUGGGUGGGAUGCUUGGAGUUGUUAAUGCAUUUGGUGCAGGUGCAGGGGAUCUCACGGAAGUGUAUCCUCAGCCCAUCACUUUGCAAAUUAAUCGUGAGCAGGAGUCUACCUUUAUCAGGGGCCCCAUACUUUCAAGUCCUGUUUGUGAGACCCUCUCAACAUCAAUGGUUCAGGAAAUGUUUCUGGUUGCAAAGAAUUCAAAGGAUCAACAUGUUAAACAAUAUGCUGCUUGGGCUGUUUCAUUUCUUAGACACCGAUGGUGGUCAAAGGAAUUUCAAAACGUCAAUGGUUCCCAAACAAGUUCCAUUGAUUUCCAUCAAUCAUCACAAAAUUUUUCUGAGGAAAGCUUAGUUUGGAAACUCUGCUUGUGGCUAAAUGAUAUUGACUAUAAUAAGACAGGUGAGAUACCACAUGCAAACACAAUUGCAACUGUUUUAAGAUGCCUCUCAGAGGCUCCUAGAUUGCCUACUUUAGAUUGGGGCGCUAUCGUCAGACGUUGCAUGAGGUAUGAAGCCCAGUCGUCUAUCAAGGUGCAGAUGGAACUGUCUUCGAAAUUACUUAGAGAAGAAUGUAUACUUUUCUCUCUAGCUCAUGCAAAUGAUGUCAGCCACCUCCUGCAUUUCUUGGAUGAGCUCACAGAGUUAUCCAGGUUCAGGACACUAGAGCCAAAUCUGCAAUCAUUACUGCUCGACCACCUGUCUGACUUUUUAAAACUAUUUUCUGGUUUGAGGUUAGAAAAACUGUAUGAUGAUUUGGUCAACUACUUCAAUUCCUCAGCUUCUUCAUACUUGGUUUAUGGACCAGAUCAGAGAAGGUUAUUGAGAGUUUCAUUUUGGAAGGGGCUUUGUCAAUGCCUCACUGAGACCUCUGAAGAGUCAGUUAUAUUGAAUAUGAAAAAAUGCAUGGAGUGCUUGUUCUUUUUUUUGCCUUUGUUGACUUGUGAUGUCAUUUCAGAAGGGGGGCAGGUUGCUCCUGUAGAGGAGUGGUCAGAAGCUGUAAGAUGCUUGGCUAAGGCACCACAAGAUUGGCUGAUGGAUAUGCUGCAAGUUCCCGUUUCAGACCUGUUUCAUGGAGGAACCCAGUCUAAUGAAGUGGCAAAACGAAUUUUAGCCAAAGCCAGGCUAGUUAGGAUUGGAUGUGCUCCAGUUUCUGAACUGGGGGAGCUAAGAGCAUACAUAUUGAAUGCAAAAACUGAAGGUAUCUGGUGGAGUGUUAUUGUGGAAGUUGUUGCAGCUAUAUCCAGUGCAGAAGUUGGUAUCAAAAGACGAUGGCUUUUUGAUGCAUUAGAGAUAUGCUGCAUAACAGAAUACCCUGCAACGGCACUGCAGUUUAUAGGUUUGCUAGCAGGUAGCUGUUGUAUGUACAUGCCACUUCUGAUCAUCAAUCCAACCAGCGUCUUAAGUGACCUGCCAGUUACCCUGCCAUCGCUUCUGUCAGACAGCAGCUGGGGUGCCAUUUCAGGGCCUUUGGUUGAUAAGCUAUGGUCAUCCACAGAGCGAAUCUGCACAUGGGCAGCACAGUUAGCUAAUGGAAAUGGCUUUCCCAGGCAAGACGGCAUCAAUGAAGCUGAAGCUAGCAUGCGCAUUUUCUUGGCACGUGUGAUGUGUCGGACAUGCAUUUCUUUGAAAGACUACUUGCCAUUCCAUAAGCAGGUCAGGCUUGCAAACCUAGAGCUGUUGUAAAUCCAGCACAUCUUCAGUGUGAAAUAGUUCUUUCCCUGCUCCUGUUUGUCCUUGUAAAUCUGCUUGCGCUUUUAAAUUGAAUGCAGUUGUUCUUAUGAUCUGAUUUUGA